This is a messenger RNA of Cladocopium goreaui, 1173 nucleotides long. Lineage: Eukaryota; Dinophyceae; Suessiales; Symbiodiniaceae. The record is from the annotation of a GenBank genome assembly.
AUGACUCGAGCUACUUCUGACCACAGUGUGAGAUCUGCUGCGCACCUCAACAUCCUUCCAGUGGCUAUGCAGCCACAGGUGCGCCCUGCACGCCGAAAUGCGGUGCUUGGAGACAUUACAAAUACUGGGCCAAUCGGCCUUGGUGGGAAAGUGUUAGGUUCCGAGAAGUCAAGCCUUCCGAGUUUCGCUCCUAUGCCCAGCUUAAAGACCACAAGUGUGAUGGGAACAGGGACCACCUCUGCAGCUGGCAGGUGCUUCCGUGGCAAAGAAGAUGGCCAAUUGGGUUUGUUUAGUCUGGGCAGUGCCCCGCAGGCACAUGCACGAGAGCAGCAUGCAAGAUUUAUCCGACCAGCCUCGGGUGAUUUUAUGGACGUCGCGAUGGAAGAAGAGCCUUCGGAGGAUCCCCAGCACGUUGCAGAGUACACCAAGGACAUCUACGCGCAUAUGUUCGCGAUCGAGGGGUCCUUUCAGCCCAGGCCUCAUUACUUGACAGAGCAGCGUGAGAUCAACGCCAAGAUGAGGGCGAUUCUGGUUGACUGGCUUGUUGAGGUCCACAUGAAGCAUCGUCUGAGACGGGAGACCCUGUUCAUGGCGGUGAGCCUUAUUGACCGAUAUUUGUCUGUCAGGCAAGUUGCUCGCAAGCGCCUUCAGCUUUGUGGAGUUGCAGCUAUGUUCAUUGCAGCGAAAUUCGAGGAGAUUUACCCACCUGAGGUAAAGGAUUUUGUGUAUAUCACUGACAACGCGUACACCAAAGACGAUAUCUUGAACAUGGAGGUAUCAAUGCUUAGAACUCUCGACUUUGCGCUGUGCGGCCCAACUGCUGCACACUUCCUGGAUCGUUUCCAUCGUGCCAACGUGUGCUCAGAGGAGCAAUUGCACCUCAUGCACUACUUGGCCGAACUUGCUCUCCUUGAAGUGCAGAUGCUGCAAUACACGCCUUCGCACAUUGCGGCAGCUGCUGCUCUCUUGAGCAACAAGCUCUUGAAAUUCCCUACGUGGCCGCCGUGCAUGGCGCAGUUCAGCAAACACUCGGAGGGUGAAAUUAAGGCAUGUGCUCGCGAAUUGUGCGGGAUCCUCGAGUCUAUUGACAGGAGCUCCUUGCAGGCAAUCCGCAAGAAGUAUUCCCAGGAACGUUUCAAGAGGGUGGCCAAACUCUCUUUCGGGUCCAGUUGA